Molecule: messenger RNA, 2620 nt
Organism: Orbicella faveolata
Lineage: Eukaryota; Metazoa; Cnidaria; Anthozoa; Scleractinia; Merulinidae
Product: follicle-stimulating hormone receptor-like
Biological process (GO): activation of adenylate cyclase activity; hormone-mediated signaling pathway; adenylate cyclase-activating G protein-coupled receptor signaling pathway
Cellular component (GO): plasma membrane
Molecular function (GO): protein-hormone receptor activity; G protein-coupled peptide receptor activity; protein binding
Source: RefSeq, a predicted model, not a curated record
CAGAGGAAACAAAAUAAGCAGUGUUUCGCCAGGCAUCUUUAAAUGUCUUGGAUCAUUGAAGAAAUUAUUUUUGGGUAAUAACUCAAUAAGACUGAUAGAAGACAACACAUUUUCUAACCUGACGUCGUUGGAGAUUUUGGAACUGAACAACAAUAAACUCCAAGAAAUCGCUAAUGGUGCAUUUGACGAGCUCAAACUGGCUACCUUAAAUCUAAACUUUAACCAGCUCGAAGUGCUUCCCGUUUUUAAAGAUGCUAAUUCCCUCAUUACGAUUCUGCAAAUGUCUAACAAUCCAGUCAAGAUACUGGAUGCUAGAACACUGGGAAAGUACCACGAACUUGAAAUACUUGACUUAAAGUACACACACAUUACAGUGAUUCCAGACAGAGUCUUCAUCAACAACACUAAACUUCAUCAAUUGUAUUUAGAAGAAAGUAGACUGAAGGACAUACGACAGAAAGCUUUCCAAGGAACUCGACUUCGAUCAUUAGAUCUCCAAGGGACGCAAAUCACCUACCUUCCUGGAGAUGACCUUGAGGGUUUGAAAACGCUCGUGAUCAAGGGAGCGAAAGCAUUAUGGGAAAUACCUAUCGUCUCUUUCAAGCGUCUAACCAGAGCCAGUGUGGAGUAUCCCUUUCACUGCUGCCUUAUCAAAGCUGAAAAAGACGCCUUCGCGGAAGUUUCUACGCUACCGAGCGGUCAGUCUACAGGACCCACGGCGAAAAUUUGCGUUAAGGGCGCCACUACAACGUCCGUGCCACCGAUAACUGUACGCCCAUCAACCAAAUCUACCAGUGGAUGGGACAUUCCUGAUUCGAAAAACGGCAAGAAACCAAAUAAAGUGAUUACUUUGCCUCCCGACGAAUGCUUUAAUCCUGACACGGUUGUCACUAAGCCGCCUGAAGAUUCGCUUGAAAACCUGACUUGCACGCCACUGAAUGACGCGUUUAAUCCGUGCGGUGACUUGCUGGAUUCGAACGCUUUACGCGUCUGCUCUUGGUUUGUCCUAGUUUUCGCGAUUUUUGGGAACUCAUUCAAACUAUUCGUCCUGCUGCUGAGCAAACGCAAGAUCUCAAUAGCCAAGAUUCUGAUGUGCAACUUGGCGUUCGCGAAUCUCUGCAUGGGAAUGUUUCUGUUGAUGAUUGCAAGCGCCGACCUCUACUCGCUGAGUGAAUAUCAAAACUUCGCCAUCAGUUGGCAAUAUCGCAAUGGUUGUAAAAUCGCCGGCUUUGUAUCGAUUUUCUCCACAGAGCUUGCUGUAUUCGUUUUGACGAUAAUCACAGUGGAGAGAUAUUUCACCAUCGUUCAUCCUCUGAAACGUUAUAAGCAUUUGAAUACAAAGCAAAUAGUUGUACUAAUGGGGGUAGGCUGGGGUUUUGCUGUAACAGUGGCCGGUCUUCCAUUUUUCGAAGUCAGCAGUUAUCAGAAAGUGGCGAUCUGUCUUCCGUUUGAAGUGCAAAGCGCUGUUUCUAAAGCUUACGUUACUUUUCUCCUAGCAACCAAUGGCUUGGCGUUUUUCUUCGUUCUAUUCUGUUAUGGACGAAUGUACUGCAGCCUUGGAGGUGCGGGACAUGGGACGAGUGCAAAUCGCGUAGAAAGUCGGGUAGCAAAGCGAAUGGCGAUGCUGGUCAUCACUAACUUCGCUUGUUGGUUCCCGAUUGCGCUCGUCAGCCUAAUAGCCAUAUAUGGGAAGGCCCUGAUCGCUGUACCAGCCGCUCAGUUUUUCCUUGUCUUUGUCUAUCCGAUCAACUCUUUUACAAAUCCGUAUCUCUACGCCAUAGGGACCAAACACUUUCAGAUAGACGCUCUGGAAAUUCUAAGCCGUUUAGGCGUUUGUAACUCCGCUAUAGAGAAGUUGCGCAACAGAUUGCAGGAACAACUCGAGACAAUCCCGACGUCCCGAGGAGUUACCGGAAGUAAAGUCAGCUUGAGCUCGGGGCGUUCUCCGCACCAGUCCCCUAGCGCAUCACCGCGGAACAGCAGUAACAUGUCACAUCGCGGAAGCUCGUAUAAAAGUCAAAAUGGCAGCAUGAAAAGUAAUAACAAUUAUAGAUACAAGGGUUCGCCAAGAGACAGCCGUUCUUGUUCCCCGUGUAAUUUUCUGACAAUUCCAUUGAUUCAUAGAAAAAACUACGACUUAGACAAAGAAAGUGAAAUGGCGGAUUCCAAACGCAGCCUUAGCUUGGAGAACAACAUAACAGAAACGCGUCAUUGCGCGCUACAAUACGCCGACGUGGACAUUGACACGAUUCUCGCGCGCCGCGUGUCCGCCAGGGAAGUUGUUCUUGAAGGUCACAAUCUGUCAAGCCGGAACAAAGCUGCCCGUAAAAGUACAAGCAGCAAUAAUGGAGAGGAACUGGUGCCUCUCGAGCCAGGAGGAGCUGAGAAAAAACAAGAAGACAAAGAAAUAGAGGAAGCCGACAGUCCUAUUUUGCAAGUUCCUGUUGUCAAGGUGACGACUUGUUGAAUGCCUCUUCCACACGACCGAUAUGGACUCAACAUAUACUUCAUGUGAGUGUAGUCAAUUAAAACGCUACGAGUUCAGCCAGGACGUAUUUCCGGCUGUCACUUGGUUCCGCCGAAGGAUAACGUCUGCGAACCCGAACCAGAAAACGAUUUC